AUGAGGCUCUCGGAUCGAGGUGCUGCUGCCAGCCAAAGACUGCUGAUUCCCGCAGUUUUCCCUCUUCUAGCCGCCUCCGUUCUAGUCGUUUGUGGUCUCUUCAGAGUUUUGCUGCCAACCGAGGCACGUGUUCUAUUGUUCUCGCCGAAUCGUGGCCAGUGGCAGAGCGGAUCUACUAAAACGGAACCUUCUUCCAACGCCCCCAGUAACGGCAACGGCAGCGAUAUCAGUGUUAUUGUUGAAACUACACUAAAUUCUAGUGCCAGUAUGCGGCCGGAACCGUCAGAUCUCGAACGGUCGUCGGGUGAUGUUUUGGUGGUGGUGGCUCAGCAGCAGUCGCCGACAAGCAUUGAGACAUAUCAAAGCGAAUUUAGAGAUUUUGUGAAAUUAUUCCUUACCAAGGAGAAGGUCGACGACGACGACGGCGAGGCCAGCCAAAGCAGAGUUCAGUUUCGUUACUGGAAAGAUAUGGUCAGUUUCGACCGGUGGCUGUCGGACCCGUUCGUCUCAACGGUGCUCUACACGGCUCCGUACGACGGAAAUGACAGUUUCAUCGGAUACUGUGACAGCUUAUCGACACACUUGUCCGGGCUGUACCGGAAGACGGUACUCUUCUGGCCUUGUCCUCGGAUGAAGCAAACGGAAAAGUUCAUUCCGUCCUUUGAGACGGUUUCGUUCGCCGUCAAAAGUAUCUCGCAACAAUUUAAUUGGACCGAAGCAGUGCUGUUCACCACAGAUACCAACUGGGCGCUGCCGCUGGCGCUGGCCGCCAACCUGCACAUUCCGUAUCGAAUCAUCGCGGAUGCUGGCGAAAUUGCGUUCACCAAACUACGGCAACGGGACACAAGUGGAAGCGUGAUAAUCGUCUGCUCGUCUAUCAACUCCCCGCAAACAAUUAACGCAAUCAAUCAACUGCGGAGCCUGCGGAAGACGAAGAUGCUUCUGCUCGAUACAGUCGGGACCAUCUACGACAGCAACAACCGGCUCUACCGGGGCAUCCUGCGGGACGGGACCCUUGACGGAACGGAACUGGGUCGUAAUCUGCUAGUGCUGACAAUCCUGACCGACCAUUUCAAGCAGGUUCUGCUGCGGAUUCACGGCGUUGACCUAAGCGACUAUCGGCACAUCAACGAGCGCUUGUUGAAAAUUCGACUAGAUGACAACGUCGCCGCGUCGGAUAAUGAUGAGGCUGGUGCUUUCGAAAGCGCUUCUUGGGACGGGAAUCGCACCACCGCCGGUGGCGGCGACGAGUGGCUGCUGUCGGAGGAAAAUCGUCCACGUCAUGACAAGGCAAAGUUUGAAUAUCUGCUGAACUCGACCAGCCUGACCUCAUCGGAUUGCGAUUUUAAUUACCUUCUAACAGACACUAAUAGCUUGCACGAUGAGCUGCAGAAUUUAGCCUCGGACCGGCUACGAUGUCAAGCAUUGCUUGAGAGUUAUUGUGAUUUUGAAGAUAUCGAAAACUCAAAUUAUCUUAAUUUAUCCGUGUGGAAUAGCAGUAGUGACUAUAUUAACGCCAGUGUAGUAUUAAAUAACAGUGUCAACCUCGAGCGUAAAAUGCGAAAGGAUACUCGCAGCAGAGAAAUAGAAAGAUUUUGUUCAUUGCUAAACCUCAAUCAAAACCAAUUGGUGCUACCAGACAAUCAAAACCUAAACGUCGAUCGAGUUGAGGCUAGCUUAACGUUAUCCAGUAAACGGUUAAUUUUUAGUGAACAUUUUUACCUCUACGACUACAUCCUAGCAAUAGUGCACGAUCAAACCCAUCGGCAACCACACCGCCGUCAACGAACGUUUCAAUUUGAUUUCAUAGUGUUCGAUUUGAAAAAUAUCUCCAAUCACCGAACUACGAUAGUGUGGCGCCCAUUUCUGAUCCUCCGCCAGGAUCAGCUAAACCGGCAAAUGUUCAGCAUGCAUCCGGUACAGCCCGGGUACAGCGAUUGGAUCAUCGAAACUACGAUCGAGUCGAUCUGGAUUUGCGGGCUGCUUUGCUGGAGCGCAAUCGCCAUUACGAUUUUCCUGAUCGUUUCGAUCGUCUUUGGAAGUGUCGUCUUUAGCAUCGCUGUGAGGAAUUAUCUGCUCAAGAAUCGCCUUUCCAAGGGACCGAACAAGAUCGUUCUGUCACCGUCGGAUUUCGUGUUUCCGGUCGACAUGCGAAGGGUUGACGAGGGUAUCGAGGCCAUGCUGUGCUGCUGGUUGCAGCAAAUCCAGGAGUUCGGUGGACCAGAAGUGGAAAAACCGGACCUGCUGAAGGGAUCGAUCGGUUCGCUAAAGAAUCUCGGCCUUCCGGUGCCACCCAAGACCAACUCCGGUAGCGAUACCUUGGUCCGUCACAAUACUGCCAGCGCCAGUGGAGCCGCCCUGGAGUUUAAAGCCCGCUACAAUGGUGAUUUAGUGCAGCUGAAGGAAAUUCCAGCCAGUUCCGGUUCAUCCCAGGAGCUAAAGAAUAAAGCAAUGGAUCUGCUAGUUAUAGCACACGGGCUACGGCACGAGAAUAUUAAUCCACUAAUAGGGUGGCUGAACGAGCCGACCCGCACCGCUCUGGUGUACGAGCACUGUUCGCGCGGUUCGCUGCAGGAUGUACUCGUUAUGGAUGAAAUCAAACUGGACUGGUCCUUUCGACUAAGCCUGCUAACGGAUUUGGUGCGAGGGAUGCGUUACCUUCACGGGUCGCCAAUCCGGGUGCACGGAUCGCUGUCGUCCCGCAACUGCGUAGUGGACGCUCGGUGGGUGCUGAAAAUUACCGACUACGGUAUGCCCAGCUUCUACGAUGCGCAGGGUAUUACGCCUCCACCCAAAAGUGCCAAAGAUUUGCUCUGGACCGCACCGGAAGCUUUACGAGGCACCAAAGGCUAUCCUAAGUACGGUUCACAGGCCGCCGAUGUGUACGCCUUCGGAAUCAUCAUGCAGGAGGUGGUGGUACGGGGUGAGCCGUACUGCAUGCUGUCACUUUCGCCCGAGGAAAUUAUAGCGAAAAUCAAAAAACCGCCUCCACUCAUACGUCCGUCCGUGUCGAAGGGUGCUGCCCCGCCAGAAGCAAUCAACAUUAUGCGACAGUGCUGGGCAGAAAGUCCCGAAAUGAGACCGGAUUUCGUAACGAUUUGCGAACGUUUUAAGCAAUUAAACCACGGAAGAAAAGUUAACUUUGUAGAUACAAUGUUCCAAAUGCUGGAAAAGUACUCCAACAACCUAGAGGAACUGAUACGGGAACGAACCGAACAGCUCGACAUGGAACGCAAAAAGACUGAACAACUAUUGAAUAGAAUGCUGCCUAGUUCCGUGGCAGAUCGACUGAAACUGGGACUCGCCGUUGAGCCGGAGGAGUUUUCCGAAGUCACUAUCUACUUCAGCGACAUCGUCGGAUUCACAACAAUCGCCGCCCACUGCACACCGGUUCAGGUGGUGGACCUCCUGAAUGACCUAUAUACCUGCUUCGACGCUACGAUUAAUGCCUAUAAUGUGUAUAAAGUGGAAACUAUCGGUGAUGCGUACAUGGUUGUCGGUGGACUGCCCGUCCGGACUCCGGACCAUGCCGAACAGAUCGCCACAAUGGCCCUGGACUUGUUGCACCAGAGCGGCAACUUCAAGGUACGCCAUCUGCCGGGCGUUCCACUGCAGCUGAGGAUAGGAUUGCACACAGGUCCAUGCUGUGCCGGUGUCGUCGGACUGACAAUGCCCCGAUACUGUCUGUUUGGCGACACAGUUAACACGGCUUCCCGCAUGGAAUCAACAGGCUCCUCGUGGCGCAUCCACAUGUCCCAGCAGACGUGCGAUUUACUGGAACAAGCCGGCGGGUAUGUAAUCGAACCCCGUGGACCGAUCGAGAUCAAAGGAAAGGGCAAAAUGCACACCUACUGGCUGCUGGGGAAGAAGGGCUUCGACAAGGUGCUACCACCGCCACCGCCAAUCGGGGAAUCACACGGACUUGACGUAGCCAUUUUGCGCAAAUCGUUAUUUCAAUCCGAACAGAACAAUCUGCAACAGUUGAACGAUUCCACCGCGAACCAUUCGUCCAGUCACUCACCGUCGGUAGCAGGCGAAUCGAUAGACGUUAAGGUAGAAAUUACGCCACCGACAGGAAUCGAGAAUCCAACACUAGCGCCGUCGAUUUCGAUAGAUUCCAACUCCAGUGGUACCAACAACUGCACCCUGAAUCUGUCCGAAUUGCAAAUAAAGACACCGCAACCAAGUCCACACGGUCGCAAGUUGGCGGAAAUGGUUCCGGAAAACGCAUUUCUCAGUGCAAACUCUAGCUUUAAUCGCCUGAAUCCGGCCUCUCCGGGAACGGCUUCCUCGCGGUUGUUCAAACGCAUCGAAGAACUGAUCGAUCUGAGUUCACCGUACAACUACUACCGAUGCUUGAGUCCUAGCGAAAGCAAUCUUUCACAAUGUGUUGUGGACAAUCGAUACCAUGGUUAUCAAAUUAAUCGCAUGGACUGUCCCAGUAAGCCUGGUUCAACGAGGUUUCUUCGAAGGCAGUUUAGUUUAGACAAAGAUGAUGUAAGUCCGUCGAUGACGACCAGUCAAAAAGCAACUUUGGAUACUAUUUCUUCGAUUUCCAUUGAUCGCGAGCAAUUAGCACGAAUGGGAACACUUUCGUCCAUCCCUUCGAUCAGUUCUGCAACAUCAGUUUCGCUCUCCUCCAAGCAGCAGCGCGGCAUCCACAAACAGCAGUCCGCCAGUGUUGCUCAAGAUUUGGAGAAAAUCGAGGAAAUUCCCAUAUCGCCUCAGUCCUCGUUUCUGGUAAAUCAUAACACCAACAGCAAUAGUACCUCCAGUCUGCAGUCGGAAGUAAACGACAAGACUAGAGCACGUUCCACGGAACGUGCGGCACAGAAUGGUAAAGAACUACGCCUCAGCAUUGAUGCCCUGGGAUUACGGUGA
Molecule: messenger RNA, 4881 nt
Organism: Sabethes cyaneus
Lineage: Eukaryota; Metazoa; Arthropoda; Insecta; Diptera; Culicidae
Exons: 15
Coding region: 1-4881 (1626 amino acids)
Biological process (GO): intracellular signal transduction; protein phosphorylation; receptor guanylyl cyclase signaling pathway
Molecular function (GO): guanylate cyclase activity; ATP binding; protein kinase activity
Source: RefSeq, a predicted model, not a curated record